Molecule: messenger RNA, 1605 nt
Organism: Phytophthora sojae
Lineage: Eukaryota; Oomycota; Peronosporomycetes; Peronosporales; Peronosporaceae
Exons: 4
Biological process (GO): small GTPase-mediated signal transduction; protein geranylgeranylation; vesicle-mediated transport
Cellular component (GO): nucleus; Rab-protein geranylgeranyltransferase complex; cytosol
Molecular function (GO): GDP-dissociation inhibitor activity
Source: RefSeq, a predicted model, not a curated record
AUGGACGCGAGUCUCAAGGAGACCGAGUACGACGUGCUGCUGGUGGGCACUGGCAUGGUGGAGGGGAUUCUCGCAGGGGCAUUGGCACGUAUCGGCAAGAAGGUGUUGCAUCUGGACCAGAAUGACUACUACGGCAGCAACUACGCGUCGUUCCCUUUGGCCCAAUUCCUGAGGUGGACGAAGAACGAGAACAUUGCUCCUCGCAACUUCGGGGACGAAGACGACAAUGAUAAAGUGGAAAAGAAGGUUAAGGAUACUGCGACAAUUGACGAAGACAAACAGCGGGUGUUGCCGAUGAAGAGCUCGUUCGAGUGCCGUCUGCUGGAGGAAGGGUUCGCCGACGAAGCCACGAAGGAGGAAUUGUUGCGUCAAUCUUCAUCCUUCAGCAUUGACGUGAACCCGCGACUCAUGUUGUCGUCGGAGCAGUUAGUGGAGAUUUUGAUCACCUCGGGUGUGGGGAGGUACCUCGAGUUCGCGGCGAUUGAGCGCACAUACGUGCACUUCCAGUCGGCUGUGUCUGGCGCUAAGAGUGAAGAGUCUGACACAGUGUGGGAGGUGCCGUGCUCGAAGAAGGACGUGUUCCAGAGCAAGUUGCUGGGGAUGGUGGAGAAGCGGCAGCUGAUGAAGUUCCUGCAGUUUGUGGCUGACUAUGGUGAGACCCACAUUUUGCACGAGGACGUCAAGACCAAGAACGAACGCACGCUCGCUCUUGGACGCGCACUGAAGCGGCCUCAGAACAAGGCGAGCCAGGCGGACGGAGAUGCUGAGCUGGAGAAAUACCUCGACCGUCCAUUCCAGGAGCUGCUGGAGAAGCACUUCAAGCUCUCCUCCAAGUUGCAGCAGGUUGUCGUGUACUGCGUCGGUCUGGCCAGCUUCCCAGCCACAAAGAACCAGAUCUCAGCUCGGGAAGGACUCGAAGCCGUGUACCGCUACGUCGCAUCCAUCGGGCGAUUCACAGGCACUGCCUUCUUGGCCCCGCUCUAUGGCAUCAGCGAGCUCGCGCAGAGCUUCUGUCGGCUUAGUGCUGUGUACGGCGGUAUCUACGUACUCCGCGCUCCAAUUGACGGCUUCGUGUUGGACACUGAGACGAAUGAACUUCGCGGUGUUCGCUGCUGUGAUGGCGAUGUGCUGCGUACGAAGCACAGCGCCGCAAUGGCGGAGACCGCCGACGAAGAUGCAGUAGAAGCUACUACUGAUGAAGGGGAGGCCGCAACCAAGCCAGCCUGGAGCGACCGGAUCGCCUGGCGGGCCAUCUUUACUAUGGACCACCUGGCUUCCGGUGACGCCAAACUGCUCGACCCCAGCGCAAAGGCGACGGACUUGCCGGCCAACGCGUGGGUGUGCGAAACGUCCAUGGCCGAAUUCGAUGCUGGUGUCGCGGAUCCCGUUGAGAAACCGCCUACCAGUUGCAACGCCGCCAGCCCGCUGGAGAUCCACCUCGAGAGCGCGAGCGCCAACGCCCGCGCCAUCUUCGAGGCGCUGUGUCCCGGCGAGCCGUUUCUGCCCAAGAGCGCGAGCGCCGAGCAAGCCGAGCAGGAGGAGCAGGAGAGCGAGGAGGACGCCGUGCUCCGCGCCGCGCAGAAGCUGGCACAGCAGACUCAGUUA